Schistosoma haematobium is the source of this 7361-nucleotide messenger RNA. RefSeq names its product Serine/threonine-protein kinase/endoribonuclease IRE1. The coding region runs from base 2390 to 6313 and encodes 1307 amino acids. NCBI's taxonomy places the organism in Eukaryota, Metazoa, Platyhelminthes, Trematoda, Strigeidida, Schistosomatidae. The transcript has 18 exons. The record is from RefSeq and is a predicted model, not a curated record. Gene Ontology annotation, biological process: IRE1-mediated unfolded protein response; intrinsic apoptotic signaling pathway in response to endoplasmic reticulum stress; mRNA processing. Gene Ontology annotation, molecular function: ATP binding; protein serine/threonine kinase activity; RNA endonuclease activity. Gene Ontology annotation, cellular component: IRE1-TRAF2-ASK1 complex.
AUAGAUUUAGCGGUAUUUUCAAAGCUCUGGGUCACGUAAGGUAAAACAGAUGGCUCUCAAAACAUGGGAAUUCGUAUAAGCGUGCUCUUUAUAAAAGUCUAUAUAUUGACAGCCAUAUACUUCAUAGCAAUUAUUUGUACAACCAGAAAUCAUGAUUAUGAAUACUCGCAUUCUUUGAAACUAAGCAAGAUUCCUAAUGAUUCUUAUAUACUUAUCCAUACUUUGGGAGGCGAAAUUCUAUGUGUUCAUAGACGCUCUGGACAUGUAAAGUGGAAGUUUGACUCUGCCUCUGCUCUUAGCGCGAGUUAUGACAAUGGGCCAUUACUGAUUGUAGAUCCAAUUAGCGGUUCUCUCUACGAAUAUGCAAGUUCAGUCUCAGAAUUCUUAUUUCAACUGUUGGAUCAUUCCAUCAUGGGGCACGUUCGACGUUCUCCUGCAUACUACAAAAACUUCUUAUCUCUCGGUAAUUGGUUUUAUUUGCUAACCGGUAGAACCUCAAAGUUCCUCAAGGCUUAUCUAAAAUGGGAGAUUAGCAUUUCAUUAAGUCAUUAUUUCAUGAAAUGUUUUAUUUUUUCUAUAGUUACCUGAGUUACUGUUCUCAUUUUUGGUAAUCUUGCAAAUAAUAACGCCUUUUUGGGAAUAGCAAGUACUGCUUCCUGGGGGCCCAAACUGUUUUCUACUGAUAUAACCUAACUAGCGUUUUCCUGUUGUAUGUACUUCGGAAUCAUAUUCAUUUAUUUUAUUUGUCGGUAUUUUCUUAUGUGGCCAGAAAAAUCAGUAAUGUGUUUCACACAUUUAUUAGUCCAUGAAUUAAGUAAUCUACGCCUAAAUCGUUCUACGUUGUUUAUGGACACCCUUCUCAACUGUACUGGAAAAAUGUAUAAAUAUCUAUUUUGAAUCCUCAGCAUCAUACUUGUGGUCUGUGAUUAAGUUCACAUUGCUGAUCUUGUAUUUCUACCGAUUGUUGUUAUAUGACUCACUUCUAACUACCUCUGUAAGAUGCGGUUUCAAAAAUCACUUAUUGAGGUUUUUUAUCUGAAGUAAUGUCAUGCUCCUAAUCCGUCUAGCAUAUUAACGUACUUAUCAGGUAAAUGUGAUAUCAGUUAAUUUCGCUUCUCAUUCAUAUGAACACAUUUUUCCAGAGAAGUAACUAACGUCUUUCUUCUCCCUCAUUAUAGUUGAUGACGUUAUCUUUCAUAAGAAAAGUUAGAACGUGGGACAUAAACACAGCUUCAAUUUUUUACAACACAUUACAGAGUGAUGAAAUUAUCGAGGUGAAUUUAAAAGCAAUAGCAAUUUUAAUAUUGAUUGUAGUUAAAAAGAUUAGAGAUAAAGAUUAUGGUCAGAGAAUUAUUAAAUUUGUGGAUUAUAGUCAUUUUGCACAUCUAGAAGUCGAUAGAGUGAAUGCAUCUUAGUCAUGUCACUAAAUGUCUCCUACCACUGAUCACAGUAAUCGUAUGGACUCCAACCAGAUAAUCUCCAUCAACAAUCAGGACUCACAUCAACAGUCAACGACUUCAUGGAUUGGUGUCAGAUCUUGGUCUGACAGCCGCUAGCUUUCUCUUUACUUCUCCACCAGCCAUCAUCAUUCACCGGUCCUCACUUGGAAUUCAUCUCCACGCACCACUUUACAGUGUAGUCUGUCGUAUAAAUUCCGUAUGAUUCUGACGAUCUUCCUAGGUAAACCAUAGUGUCAAACAAGGUUCUGUAGGGUUCUGUCCAUACUGUUAGACACGUUCCCAUAAUCAAAGAAUUCGAUUUAUAGUGACCAGUUCUUUUCAAUUGACUCUUCAACAAUGAUCGUGGUGUUGAGAUUUAGCUUGUGUACGACCGAUUCUUAUGGAAUUCAGCCUGUUGAUCUCGGAGUUAAGCGUCUACUGAAUAUUUUAUUCAGUUUAAUUACUGCUGUUGAAAACUUUUUCUAGUACUGAUUGUAGUGUGAUGCCUCUGUAGUUUUCACAAUUGCUGAGAUCUUUCUUUGUCAUCUUGAUGAGGUAUCAUUCUUUUCAAUCUGACGGCAUUGGUCCUUUCUCCUCCAAUCCUGUCGUAACGUUUUUGAAUCUUAUCGACUAGCUUGUGCUGUCAUGUUAAUUGUUUAAUUUUAAAUAUUGUUUGCGAAGAUGUAAUGUCAGGAUAUAUGAGUUUGGAUGGUAGUGGAGUAAAUAGUUCGUGUGAUGAGGUCUAUGACAUGAAUAUAUAAAUUAAGUUAUGGGUGAAUGGAACGAAGAGACGAUAUCACAGAAACUCUCUCAGUUCAAUAAAUUAGUAAGUCAGCUAGAAGUAAUUCGGUUGUCUUUUCUUAGCAAAGUAAGUUGUAUCUAAAAAUGCUUGCCUAUGUCAUUAUAUUUACUGAUAAGGUUCUAAAUCGGACUUUUGGACCUCUGUGGAUAUGAAUUCAGGGAAAAUUUUCGAGUCAAUAUUUCAAAAUUACGUGGAUAGGUGCCCAACUUCGUUUAAUAAUGAGAAUGUUGACAAACUGAAAAAUUCUACUGAAGAAGAGAUUGAUAUAAUCAACCUUGGAAGAACUCAAUAUAACCUAGUACUUCGUGAUCGUUUUACUGGUUUGGUGAGGCUUAAUAUCACUUACAAUACGUUCGCCUCUCAUACAGAAGCAGAUUUACAAAAUUAUGAUUUACAGCACGUUGCUAUUACUCAACCGGCCUUAUUGACCUUUGAAGGGUCUAAGUUAAUAUGGAGUCUACCGUUAUCAUCUCCUGUAAUCGGCAUGUAUGCAUUAUGGUCACCGUCUGAUUCAUCAUCUAGUGUUGAUGCAACGAACGAAAACACCAAUAAUAACAUUAAUAGCAAUAACAAGGAAUCCAUAAAAGAGACAGCUAAAUUACCACGAAUCCUUAGACGUAUCGCAUUUACAACUUAUGCAUUAGAUCUACAUAAUAUGACAAAUCCUACAGAUGACCAAAUUUAUGAUGAAUUGGAAGCGAAAUUUAAUGGAACAUUAGAUUUAGCACCUUCAUUAUAUAUUGGACGUUCAAAAUCAACUCCAGUUUAUGCUUUGAUGUGUCUAGCAGAGGCUACAUUACGAAUACGUGGUUUACGUAGAGCAUCUGAAAUGUAUAUGUUGGAAGGUCCGAAAAAUUUAAUUGUCAUGGAUAAUAAUCAACAAACUACUACUACUAAGACUACAAUUACUACUGAUACAAAUAAUCAUAAUAAUAAUAAUUAUAAUAAUCACAAAGAUAAUUGGCCAACUGGUCUAAUCGGUUUAUAUGAAUUACCUACAAGUUAUAAAAAAACAUCAUCAUGGGAUGAUAAUCGUAUUGAUGACCAACCAAUGUCUACACUGAAACGUGGCAAACGAUUAAAGCGUUUACCGUCCAUAUCAUCAUCGGACUCGUCUACAAUGUGGGCUGUCAUUGUACCUCCACCUAGUCCACUAACACAUCCAACGGAAACUGUAAAUUCUUCGAAAAUUACAACAUUACGAGAUUUACCUGUUAACAAGACUUACAUCAAUGGUAUUGACAAGUAUUCUGAUGGUAAACAUGCAAAGAUUACUCCUACUAAUAAAUUAUUUUGGUUACUGUCAAUUUUCUUCACUGUUUUGUGUAUACUUCCUGUGUUCGUAUAUUUCAUCAACAAUUUUGUGAAAUCUAAUACAAUGAGCUGUUUAACAUUCAUUUCGAGCUUUAAAACAAUAUGUAAGAAUUUUAAUAUUGUAUACAAUGUCGUUUCAAAAUCGUACACUACACAUAUCGACAUGAAAAAUAGUCGUCUGUCGACAAGUGCACUUAAAACAAAAACGGAUCUGUCACAAGAAACAAGUUCAAUAGUAGCAGGUCUUCUUCCAUCGCACUUCGAUACACCAGAUUCUAGUGGUUGGGCUGGGUGUUCAGCACAAGAAAUUGGACAACCGGAACCAAUUCGUUUUAAUUUAAACAAAGUUUUAGGUCAUGGGGCAAACGGUACUAUGGUUUUUGCUGGAACUUAUGGACCACAUGAAACCGCUGUUAAACGUAUUGUAAGACAUCCUUUAUUAGAAAAACAUUGGCGUCGUGAACAUGCCAUAUUGUUAAAGCAUCAGCAUCCACAUUUAGUUCGUUGUUAUUGGACAGGUAGUACGGCAAACUUUCACUAUUUAGUAAUGCAAAGGUGUUCAUUGAGUUUAAAUGAAGCAUUAACAUCCAUGAGUUCAUCAAAUGCAUUGCAAUCAGAUGAAAUCAAUUCAACUGAUCCCAUUAAGACAUCUUUACUCAAUGAUUUGGGUUUAACUCCAGUACAAAUUAUUCAUCAAUUUAUUUUAGCUGUUGCAUGUUUACAUCGUAAUCAAAUUGUUCAUCGAGAUUUGAAACCAAGUAAUAUACUUAUAAUUUUGGAUAAUAAUUCUAAUAAAGUGAAUAAUAAUAAUAAUAAUUCAACCGAGAAAGCACGUGUUGUAGUUGGAGAUUUCGGUUUAUCUCGUCCAUUACCUACAGAUCAACACGAACAACAACAUCAAGAUACAUUCAAUUCAAUUGGACCGCACAUUUCUGUGAAAAUUCAACAAAUUAAAAGUCGUUCACUCUCUUCAACAUCAUACCAAAAUGACAGUAGUGUUGAAUUUAACUCAUCUGAGAAUGAUAUACAAUCGGAUGUUACAAGUGUUACUAAUAAUAAUAGCAGUAAUGUUUUCGGUAUAAGUGUAAGAUAUGGUGACCAAGAAGAAUAUACUCCUGGUAUUGUUAAUAAUUCCAGAAACCCUAAUGUAAAUAACUAUCAUAGUGAUAAAAAUCAAGUAUCAGAUAAUAGUGUAUGCUUCACUUUUGGUACACUUGGUUGGAUGGCACCUGAACUGUGCGAUGCAGAGUCGGCCUCACAAGUGACUUGUGCAAUUGAUAUAUUCGCUUGUGGUCUAUUGGCUUAUUAUGUUUUAACUUAUGGUAAGCAUCCAUAUGAUUGCUGUAGUAAAGAGUUGAAUAAAUUUCAAAUUGACAAAAAUACCCAAUCAACAACUGUAUGUUCGUCAGUGUCAUCCUCGUCAUCUUUUACUACUACUGGUGUUGGUGGUGGGGACAGCAGCUCUGACACCGUAAAUGAAGUUAAAUCAUUCAGAUGUACCACUUUAAGCCGUCAACAUGAACGACAGUUGGCAAUAACUGAAGGUCGUCUACCUAAUUUGGACACUUUGACCGAGAAUCCAACCAAUGUUCAUGAAAGUUAUUUAGCUCGUUACCUUGUACAAACAAUGCUUUCAUCGAAUCCUAACGAUCGACCAACAGCUGAAGAGAUCACUUACUAUCCAUUGUUUUGGUCACCAAAUAAAGUCAUACGCUUCAUAUCGGAAUUAUCAAAUGUUAUGGAUAUUAAAGAUUUAUCAUUUGAUAUUCCAUCUCAAAUUGGCACUUCUACUAAUCAUUCAGUUGACGCUGCUGACGGAAACUGCACUCAAGACAAUAAUAAUAAUAAUAAUGGAGGCAGUACACCUACUACUAAUUAUCAGUCAGUCAGACAACAACAUUUCGAUAAUUAUCAUCAACAACAAAUGUUAAAUGAUCUUAUUCGUUAUAGAAAUUGGGUAUUUAAUGAACAUUGGUUUGCUAGACUAGAACCUGAACUAGUUGAUAAUUUAUUGAGUAAUAGAAGCUAUCAAGAUACUUCUCUUUUAUACCUUCUACGUGCUAUACGCAAUAAACAUAGUCAUUUCUGGUCAUUACCAGAACAUAUUCGUGCAAUCUAUGGUUAUAAUCAAGAAGGUAUGUCAAUUUAUUGGACAAUGCGUUUUCCUGCUCUUCUACCGCUUAUCUAUGGUUUAUGUAAUAAACACUUUACUGGUACUAUUAAUUUUUCGGAAUUUCUACCUCCAAAAUCAAUUUGUAAAAUAUUUGUCGGUGUUCCAACAAAUUGUCCAUGGUGGCCUAUUUGGAAUACCUCUAGUACUGAUAAUAAUGAAAUAGACGAAAUUUCAAUUCAAGAGAACAAUUCAAUAAAACCACAUGUUCAGUUUAGUCAAAAUGCAAAUAAAUCAAAGAAUUUAUAUGUGAAUAGUAGAUGGAAACGUGGUGACAUUAUGCCCUCCUAUUCUUUGGAACUAAGUAAACCAUACAAUAAACCAUCAGAUAUAAUGAAUAAAUCACUUAAAAUCUCAGUAAAACAUGAAUGUGAUCAAGAAUUAAAAUAUGAAACGAUAUAUCCUAAUGAAGUGGAUCCCAAUGAUGAUGUUUGGAAUAAUACUACUGUUAAUAGUAGUCAUAGACGUCGUCGACCUAACCAACCUAAAAAAAUUCGUCCUUCUAAAAAACAAUUCACUAUACAACGACGUCAAGAUUUAAUUUCAAUUGCUGGAACUGAAUUACCUUCCAUAUAUGAGAACAAAUAAUUACUUGUGAUAUAAAGCUUUUUUUUCUUUUGUUAUACGAGUUUUCAUUCUUUGUACUUUAAAGGGAAGUUUUAUUAAAUAACCAAUCGUUAUACUUAAUAUUCCUUUUAAUGAACUAAACAAUCUCUUCCUGUUGUUUUAUACAACAAAUUGGUUUUACCUUCCAAAUCAACGAUAAACUUUAUACCUGUGUGUGUGUGUGUGUAUGUCUGAUUAUAGUUUUCACUCAAACAUGUGUGGUGUUUCUCUUCUUAUUUAUUUUGAUUAUUUGUACAUACUACUCUUAACUGAUUAAAAAAACGGUUGAAAUGUGCAGUUACUGUGACUCGUUUGUGAUUGAUAUCGAUAUUGUUAUUUUUUAUACAUUUUGUUUAUGUUUUUUUCGAUAUUCACAGAUAUAUAUAAAUAAAUAAAUAUGCACCAUUUUUCUGUUGUAUUUGUGAUUUUUAUUGGAAAUUAAUUUUUGCUACUUCAGUGAUCAUUGUUUCUCAUGUAGGGACUACAGUACGAAAAUGACUUGAAAUGUGGAAACAUGUGUAUGUGUACAGGGUAUCUACGAGAUGAUACAUCACAAAAUCUAGUUAGUCAUAAUUUAUUAGUUGUAUAAGGGUAUUUAUCCGUACUGUGAAGGGUAAUUCUUUCUGGAAAGGAAAUUAGAUUAAAAGUUAUCUUGUUGACUUAGGAAGAGUGAAUCAGUGUCCAAAGAGAAAAAUUGCUUAAUACUGGUUAUACAUGGUCUUUUUAUCAUUAACUUAAGUUAUUGUUGAUUCAUCUAGUAUGUUUUGAGUGUAAGUGACUGAAGUGGAUAAAAAAUUGUUGCAUUACAAUAGACGAUUUAUCCGCGGUGGUUUGGGAGAACUACAAGUUCGUUAGUUUGAUGUUCAUGAGUUAAUUUUCGAAACCUUUGGUUGCUAAAGUCGAUUCACGGAUUUAAUAAGAUAUUUUCCUGUGCUACAGAAAUAUUCUACUCGCUGUUUACGUGAAGAUUUAAACGAAGCAUCUUAGUAGGUCGCUUAUGCGUGCCUUUUAUAUACGAAUUCUUCUACUU